GUUUCUCAGAUUUAUCGCUUGUAUCCGGUAUAUAAUGACGUUUGACGACGAUGUAAAUAAAAAUGACGCCAUGCUAGAUUACAUAGCUACUGCCCGCCCCCGCUACACUGAUGCAGGGCGGGCGGCGCUUCUACUCCUCAGUUGAAUUGUUGAUACCGAGGCGAAAACCCGCCCAGGAUAUCCAGUGUGAUAUUAAAGUUUCGUGAAAUCCAAAAUGCCUGCUAGGAACAAGGAACAAGAACAGGAGGUGAUCAACUGGAUUAGCGCUGUAUUAGGCGAGCCUCUCCCAAACGCUCCCUAUGAAGACGUCCUCAAGGAUGGCGUGGUCCUGUGCAAACUGAUCAACAAGCUCGCCCCUGGAUCUGUCAAAAAGAUUCAGGAGAGGGGAACCAACUUCCAAUUGAUGGAGAAUAUUCAAAGGUUCCAAGCGGGAAUAAAAAAAUACGGCGUACCAGAAGAAGAAAUAUUUCAAACAGCCGAUCUGUUCGAGAGGCGCAACAUUCCGCAAGUGACGCUGUGUUUAUAUGCACUAGGCAGAAUUACGCAAAAACACCCUGAGUACACUGGUCCCCAACUCGGUCCCAAGAUGGCUGACAAGAAUGAGCGUACGUUUACUGAGGAGCAAUUGCGCGCUCACAAUGCUGAACUGAACCUCCAGAUGGGCUUCAACAAAGGUGCUUCUCAAUCUGGACAUGGCGGCUUCGGAAACACCCGCCAUAUGUAAUCUUGUAUGUGUCGAAAACCAGAAAUCAGUAUUUUUAAAGUAUUUACAGUACUUUAAGCUUCAAUAUCCAGACUAAUGCUUACAUUGAACACCGUGUGAUAGUUUCACUUUGUUAGUAUAUCUAACAAUGCUAUUUAUUAAGAUUUUUUUAUAAAUGUACGUGCCUUAUUGUAAAUAAUUAACGUAAAUAAAAUAUUUGUAAGGAU
Messenger RNA from Manduca sexta (tobacco hornworm), 930 nucleotides. RefSeq names its product myophilin. NCBI's taxonomy places the organism in Eukaryota, Metazoa, Arthropoda, Insecta, Lepidoptera, Sphingidae. Bases 215 to 724 code for a protein of 169 amino acids. The record is from RefSeq and is a predicted model, not a curated record. The transcript is spliced from 4 exons. Gene Ontology annotation, biological process: actomyosin structure organization. Gene Ontology annotation, molecular function: actin binding.